Vigna umbellata (rice bean) is the source of this 903-nucleotide messenger RNA. RefSeq names its product dual specificity protein phosphatase 1 (gene DSPTP1). Gene Ontology annotation, cellular component: cytoplasm. Gene Ontology annotation, molecular function: MAP kinase tyrosine phosphatase activity; MAP kinase tyrosine/serine/threonine phosphatase activity; protein tyrosine/threonine phosphatase activity. The record is from RefSeq and is a predicted model, not a curated record. Gene Ontology annotation, biological process: peptidyl-tyrosine dephosphorylation; negative regulation of MAPK cascade. NCBI's taxonomy places the organism in Eukaryota, Viridiplantae, Streptophyta, Magnoliopsida, Fabales, Fabaceae.
GGAGUUAAAAAUAAAUAGAUAAAUAAAUAAAGUAUUACUUUAUUAGAAGGAUUUUGAUGACGAAGAAAAAGGGAAGAAAGCAAUAAGUUUGUUACAAAUAUUUCACAGCAAUCAAUUUGCACGCUUUGUUGGGGAUCGAGAAUGAGCACCUCAGCGGCUAUAGAACAAUUUGACAAAUGCAUGAAUGGGCAAAUAGAAGUUAUCGCACGGGUUUGGCAUUUAUUUCAAGCCUACAAAAAGGACAAAAGUCCUUUCAAAAUAGAUGAGGGUCUGUAUUUGGGUUCGAUUGGCACUGCAGUUAACAAAGCUUCUUUGAAAGACCAUAAUAUUACUCACAUUUUGACUGUGGCUGGUAGAAUACCACCUGCACAUCCUGAUGAUUUUGUCUAUAAAAUUAUACAUGUUGUUGACAAAGACGAUGAAGACUUAAGACAAUACUUCAAUGAGUGUUUUGAUUUUAUUGAUGAAGCCAAAAGACUCGGUGGAGGUGUUUUGGUUCACUGUUUCGCUGGAAGAUCAAGGAGUGUGACUAUAGUUGUUGCAUAUCUGAUGAGGACUCGUGGAAUGAGCCUUUCUGAAGCUCUGCAACAUGUAAGGAGUAUACGACCAGAAGCACGUCCCAAUCAGGGUUUUAUUUGUCAGCUGGAGGACUUCGAAAAGUCUCUUCAAGGUGCCUCUAAGUCACUUUAGUCUCUUUAUUUCAAUUGCAUCCUAACUUGAUGCAUUAUUCAUAAGCUUAUCUGAAAUAUAUUGAACCAUCAAGAUACAUUUAAAAUUACACAUCGUUGCAUGUAAGGAGGUGUAAUCUGUAAUGAUAGCUUAAACCUAACGAUUUUACGUGCACACUGUUAAUCUAGUAGAAUGUGCAUGAUAAAGAAAGUAAAGAGUUUUGUUUUCAAUUAA